Messenger RNA from Ceratitis capitata (Mediterranean fruit fly), 2102 nucleotides. RefSeq names its product golgin-84 (gene Golgin84). The record is from RefSeq and is a predicted model, not a curated record. Gene Ontology annotation, biological process: retrograde transport, vesicle recycling within Golgi; Golgi organization. The transcript has 2 exons. The coding region runs from base 100 to 1821 and encodes 573 amino acids. NCBI's taxonomy places the organism in Eukaryota, Metazoa, Arthropoda, Insecta, Diptera, Tephritidae. Gene Ontology annotation, cellular component: Golgi cisterna; Golgi membrane.
UGGAAAAUUCCAUUCACUUCAAGGUUGUUAUGGCAAUACAUAAUUUGUUUACAUUUAUAAAUUAGUAAAUUAUCGAGUUAAAGCCACGACUACAUUAAAAUGGCUUGGAUAUCAGGCUUAGCAGGUAAAGCCGAAAAUAUUCUGAAUAAGAUAGAUCAGAAUGCCGCCAGUGCUUUGCAAGUAUCAUCAACAUCGCCUACUGGUGCAGAUACUGAUGAUAGUGAAUCUAUUUUGGGAACUAUGCGGCGCAACUUAUCAAACAGUAAUUUGCAAAUAAAAUCAAAUUUUUCACCGCUCAAAGUCAAAAACGCCGGAUUAACGUCGUUUAGUAAAGUGGAAGGUGAUCCUGAAGCCAUUAAUUUACCAAGUACUACUGGUUUGCCCGAGCCAAUUGCAAAGAUAGAAUGGAACAUCAACUCUGAGGUUUCCUCUCGCCGCAGUUCUGUUAACUCACACCCUGAUGCUAUUGCAAUUGAUGUGGAGGAUACAAAUCAAAAACAUGACAUUCUGAGGAAAGUUGCCACAGAAGGAUCAUUUUUAUCAGGUACGCCGGAAGGUAACGAGUUGAUGGCAUUCAAAAUCGCUUUAAAUGAAGUGACCGGGGAGCGUGAUGAUUUAAGAGCACGUUUAAUUACCAUAUCUCGGGACAAUGAAAAAUCUAUAUUACUGAAAAAGUUGGAAGGAAUGGAGUCACUACUUCAACGUUUGACAGAUGAACGUGAUCAGGCUCAAAAUGAAUUGAGUAAAUCACAAAGCACACAAAAUUCAUAUAUGCAUUCGAUUUCCGAGUUAGAAACGAAUUUAGCUAAAUUACAACAAGAAUAUUUGGAGGCGGCACACAAACUACAAAUGCAAAUGAAGGAAACAGAGCAGCAGCGUAAAGAGUUGCAAGAAUAUCGUGUGAAAGCUCAAUACUCGCUACAAAUGAAAGAUGCACUCAUAGCCGAAUUAAAGGCUAAUGGAGUAACUGUGGGAACUAAUGCGAGUUAUGAAGAUGAAUCGGAUUCACGCUUACUACAAAUGGAAUUUGAAACCUUAAGACAUGAGCAACAGCAGACCUUGGAAGAAAAUAGUACGCUGCGAAUGCAAUUAAAAGAGUUACGGCGGGAUUGGCAGGUAAUAAACGAGCAACAUACAGAAUAUCUGCAAAACGCACGAAUUACUGAAGAAGCAUUGAGAAAAGAAUUACGUGCGGAACGUGAACGCUUGUUAUCUACAGAGUCCGAGCAGAGGGUACAGGCGCAGGAGCUUAUAAAGUUACGCCAACAGUUAAGUAAUCAGAUGGCAGCAUCCGCUACACGUCUUCAAGAAAAGGAGACACAAAUGCAACAACUGCGGGCUGAAUUUCUACGACGCAAGACAUCAGCGAAUACCGAAGAAGGUCUGGCUGUUGACAGUUUAGAUGAGCGUUUGAAAGUGCUUACACAAACUCUGGUGGAUAAACAGCAAUCUGUAGAACGCAUUACAACUGAAAGAAAUGCACUACGCAUACAAUUAGAAAAAAUCCAAGAUCAGCUGCAUGAGCAAUAUGCAUUCAACAGUACGUUGCAUAGUGGUAAUAAGACGGUGCCGCGUAAUCCACUACUUUCAAAUACUACAGAUGACGUUAAGGCACAGUUUCCGCUUUUAUUGCGGGAAAAUCCCUUCGACAACCGUGUGGCUCGACGUGUGAAACGUGUUUACUCUUCUUUAGAUUCUGUCGGUAUUCGAUUAGGCGCCUUUCUUCGUCGUUAUCCCCUAAUGCGCGUGUUUGUGUUAAUGUAUGUUGGACUGCUGCAUUUAUGGGUUAUGUUUGUCCUAAUCUCCUCAUCUCCAAAUUGAAAAGGACACAAAACAGCAAUCAUCGUUACAAUUGUAAACUAUUUACUGUUAAACUGUUUUAUUUCAAUCAAGCGUGAAUAGGUAUUACUUCCCUUCAAUAUAUUCUUUAUGUUUAUGUUCUUAUGCAAGUUAAAGUAUUAGAUUAAUUGUUAUUUACAUAUAUCUAUUACAAAUAGCUAAGAUGAAUGCGGUAUAUUGCAAAUUACCAAAUGGUUAAAGGAUUUUUUUAUGUAUUCGAAUAAAUUUGCGUACAGUGAUAUGUAUCUACUACCCAUUUACUC